Hydra vulgaris (swiftwater hydra) is the source of this 953-nucleotide messenger RNA. The record is from RefSeq and is a predicted model, not a curated record. Lineage: Eukaryota; Metazoa; Cnidaria; Hydrozoa; Anthoathecata; Hydridae.
AACAAUAAUUUUGCCGUUUAAUGAUUGGCUUAUAUUAACGAAUGAAAAUUUAGCACAAAAGUUUUAAUUCGCGCUUCAAAAGCCAAUUUUUUACCGCCUUUAAAAUAAGUAAGAUGACACCUUUAGCUGAGUUCCUUGAAAGUAUCAAAGAAGAAAAAUUGGUUGAUUUUUUGCAACAAAAAAGGCUAAUGCCACUUCAAAAACUUUGUCUAUGUGGUCAAAGGAUGCUUGUGCAAAAUUAUAAACGUUGUCAAGAAAAACAUAUUUGGCGAUGUAACACUUGCAAAAAGACGAAGUCAAUUCGAGCAGGAUUUUUUGAAAGCUCUACAUCUUUAAGUGUAAGUCUGAUACUUCAAUUAAUGUUGGAUAUUUGUUCAUUUAAAACUAUGGAUGUUGCUGCUGUCAAUCAAUUAGGUGGUCCAGGGCUCAUUGUAGAAAUAGAUGAAUCUUUAUUUUUUAAACGAAAAUGUUGGGCAUAACGUUGGAUUUUUGGGGCAUUUGAUGUAACUAGUAAGAAAGGAUACUUAAGAAGGGUAGAGGAUCGAACAGCUCAGACAUUAGUGCCAAUAAUUCAACAAUGGGUUGCACCUGGAUCAAUAAUACACUCAGAUCAGUGGGCUUCUUAUACUAAUUUAAAUAACUUAGGUUACAAUCAUUUCGCUGUAAAAUAUACAAUAAACUUUGUUGAUCCUGACACUGGAGCAACAACAAAUCAUGUUGAGUCGUUUUGGUAUCCUCUGUAAUGUAAAAUAAGUAUUAUAAUAUAAUAUUUACAUUAAAAAUGUUUCAUAAUAUUUAUAUUAAACUUGUUUUUUUUUAUGUACAACACAAAAUAUACGUUGCAAAAACUAAAAGAAGAUAAGCCACAAAAAGAUAUGCAAAGAAGAUAAGCUACAAGAAGAUAACUGUAGAAGAUCGAUUAAAAGAAGAUUAGCCACAAAAAGACAUGUAAA